AUGUCCUACCCUAACCAAAACAUCCACGCAGACGUCGUCAACGUGCCGGCACAUCUAAUACCACAAAACGUGAUGAGUUCGUCGACCGAGGAUUUCGCAACCCCGUCUCCGGUGUCCCGUAGCUCGUUCAAUUCACCCCUGCGACUCGAUCCCCGCCUCUAUCAGGACCCCGGAAGGAGUGGCAACGGGAACAGCCUGCCUGUAUCCGGCCACUUCAACGGAACGAACGCUGCUCGUGGGCCUUAUCCGUCGUCCCAACUGUCUCACGCCAGUGGUCCUUCGGCUAUUCGCAAUGCACCUUAUCCAACCAAUGAGUCCACUGGUAGUCUUGGCGAUCCUUUUGCUGAUGGGUUCUACGGCUCUCAACAGAUCUCGGGAAAUAGUGCUGCUCAUACUUCUCCAGAGAAGCAGCAGAAAAAUUAUCCGUAUCUGAACCAAAACCGCCAAUUCGUGCCUCCUGGUUCAAGGGAACCUCCGAACGACCAGCCGCGGUACCAUCAGCCUGGCCCACCGCAAAUGCAUCACGGGCAGCAACCAUAUCUGCCUGUUUCUCCGAUGCACAAUAAUCAUACCCAAAGACGCCGACCUCAAGAUAAUCAGAGCUUCGCACAACACAACCCCCAUGCCAAUCAGUUCCCUUAUGACCCUCUGCAACAGCAAUACCACCAACAAUACCCUAAGCAACAACAAUAUGCUGCCCGCAAAGAUACUCAUUAUCAACCAGAGGAGGCAAGGAAUCGUCUGGACUAUCAUCAACUCCAAACCGUGAAUUCGGCACCACAACAUCCAUAUUCUGGAGGCUCUGAAAUGAAUCUGUGGCCCCAGGAGCAGCUCUACAACCACCCACCAAAACAUGGCCAGCACGUGCAUCCGGCUAGAGAAAAUCCUGAUCAGGGUCAUGGCCAUGUCAAUAAUUAUCAACAAAUUCCAUCACAGAACAGUGCGCCGCAAUUCCAAAAUGAUGGAGACUCUAGGCGAUCCAACAUGCGAGAAAACAAUGGCCAUAAUCAAACAAAUCACAUCGGCCCAGGAAUGGGGCCACGCAGGGUAGUCACUUCACCGGAUAACAAUAUUUCCCAAGCAACGCAGAGCCAGAAAAAAGAUUUAAAAAUACGCACGAAACUGAUGACUUCUUCUGCACAAUCUCUGGCUACUUUGGCACAAAGUGGAACAGCGCAAAGGUCGCCUUCCACUAGCUCUUCACAUUCUUUCUCGUUCACCUCCAAGUCAAGAUCUCUUAGCUCUCUAGGUAAAUUGUCCUCUCUCUCGAAGAAGGGCAAUAGUGGACAUGGCAGUAGAGACAGAAUUCCAUCACAAGCGUCGGGAUUGCUGAAGAAUCAUUCUUCAGUACAAACGAAAAAGCCUUCGGUUUAUCCUGCUAUCCUAUCGCGUGUUGCAAAAACUUUCAAGGAAAACACCAUUCUCACAAUCAACAUGAAGGAUGGAUUAGAGUAUCAUGAUUCCUUCACAGGAAAAGCUGCCAUAGAUCUCAUUUGUGACAUCAUUAGAACGAACGAUAGAAAUCUCGCUCUUUUGAUGGGACGUGCUCUAGAUGCUCAAAAGUUCUUUCAUGACGUGACAUAUAAUCACCGUUUGAGAGAUUCUAAUAAUGAGGUUUACAAUUUUACCCGUGUAUUCAGCGAUGUUGAGUUUUAUAAUGAUGAACACUCCAACGGCGCUAGUGCUCGAAACAGUUUUCACCGGGAACAGUCACUUGGAAAUGCCAGUCUGCCAAAUCUCAAUAACGCGCCAUAUCCUACUUCGCCACUUCCUGGAAUACCUGGAAGUCCCUUGGAAGAGAGCAAUGGAAGCUUCACCAAUCUCAAUAAGAUUGGGCAGGAGCAAGUAUUUCCAGAACAAACAGGAGUCAAUGGUGUCUUUACCAUAUUAACUGAAUGUUAUUCACCGACCUGUACACGUAAUCGUCUUUGUUAUUCCAUUGCAUGUCCCCGUCGUUUGGAACAACAAGCAAGACUAAACCUCAAGCCCAGAGGUGGACUUAGAAAAGCAGUUUCGAGGCUAUCCUUACAUGAUACCGAAGCAUCCAAAACAUUGUGGCACGAGACUGUUGAUCAGUCUGUGUUGGACAAGUUAGAUAAGCAUGAAAAAAUGAGACAAGAGUUGAUUUAUGAAUUGAUUUACACCGAGAGAGAUUACGUUAAGGACCUUGAGUUCAUGACAGACUUUUACAUCAUGCCUCUCAGAAAUCCCAUCAAUAAUAUUAUUCCUGAAAGAGAGAGGGAUGCGUUCAUUAGAACAGUGUUCGGAGGGGUGAACGAAUUAUUGAGGUUAGCAAAAAGCUUGAGUGAAGCCUUGACGGCACGUCAGCAAGCUCAGAAACCAGUUGUUGAAUGUGUUGGAGAUGUUAUAUUGCUGUUCAUCGGCAACUUUGACCCAUUUAUUAAAUACUCUGGUAACAAAGUCUUCGCUAGUUUUGAGCAUGAAAGACAACAACAAGUCAAUGUGAAAUACGCGCGAUUUUUGGAAGCCAUUGAAAAGAAACCAGAGUCAAGAAAGCAAGACUUCUCCUCUUUUUUGAUCAAAGGUGUUCAGAGACCAGCAAGAUACCAAUUGCUUCUAAGCGGAAUCUUGAAGAAUACUAAGGAAGACUCCCCCGACUACAGUAAUCUUAUUAAAGCUAAGGAGGAGAUCGAGAAAGUGUUGGUCAAGAUCAACUUGCAAACAGGUGAAGCCACAGACCGCCACAAAAUCAUGGUUCUUCACAGAUUACUUGGAAGACAAACUCUCGAGGACCGGUUCAAUUUCAAACUCACCUACAGUAAUCGAAUCAUCUACCAGGUCACUUUGAGCAGAAAAAGGGAUAAUGAGAAAAUUGACUUGUAUCUCUUCGAGCAUGCUCUAUUAUUGAUUAAGCAUAAAAUUCAAAACAAGAGAGAGGUACACAAAGUCUUUGAAAGCCCAAUUUAUUUGCCGUUGCUUUUCGUCAACAGUGGUUAUGAAACGCCAACAUUUAAGCUGAUUCUCUCAUUCCGCGAGGAUGGCUCUAUUGUAUCCGACUCUGGUCUUAAACCUAAGAUAGAAGUCUCUCCAUACAAUCCAGUUUCAUCUUCGCAACAAAAGCUUCAGCUUAAUUUCUUUGGACUUGGUACGAAUCCAGUUCACGUAUCUUUGUUUGCAGACGACCUCACACAUCAAAGCCAAAUUUUGCUGCAAAUCCAGCUGCAACAAAGACGCUUGAUUGAGAAGUAUGAUAUUUUCUCGAUUGCAAAGUAUGAGACACGCAGAUUCACAGGCAACAACAGAAUUAAUUGUGCUGUUCCCUGCUAUGGUGGAAAGAAGUUGUUGUACGGAACAGAUUCGGGAGUGUGGGUCUCUACAGUGAGAUCUAUUAGUAUGACCUCGAACGAAAAAAUUUGCUCUGAUCCCACAAUGGUUAUAAGCAAGCCAUAUGUCACACAAAUGGAGGUCUUGGUUGAGUACUCGAAGAUUUUGGUGCUUUCAGACAGAAUUUUGUACGAGUUUGACUUGACUUGUACUGAUUCACUUGACCAUGCAAAGAACACUAGGUCCGGCAAAAUAAUUCUCAGUCAUGUAACAAGCUUUAAAACAGGUGUCUGCGACGGAAAGCUUUUGGUAUGUGCCAUGAAGAGUGGAUCCAAAUCAAUAAGUAUUGUUGAGCCUACCAAUCCUUUCGACAACAAAAACAAGAACAGAAGCAAAAGACCAGAAGUUCGUGAAAUUGCGUUUAGCUCCGACCCAGUGUCUAUUUCAUUUUUGAAAACGAAGUUGUGUAUUGGUUGUACCAAAGGAUUUGAAAUUUUGUCAUUGGAGGCUGGUCGAAAAGAACCAAUUUUGGACCGGGCAGAUCCAUCAUUAGAUUUUGCCACACAAAGGGAGACCGUUUCUCCCCUCUCGAUUCAUCGUCUCGACAAGAAUUUCUUGUUGUCGUAUAGCGAGUUCUCAUUCCUCAUUAAUCGGAACGGUUGGAGAACAAGACAUGACUGGGGAAUAUUCUGGGAGGGUACACCACAAAACAUUGCGUUGUUCUAUCCUUAUCUUCUUGCAUUCGACCCCGGGUUCAUCGAGAUUAGAGAUCUUGAGAGCACGAACUUAAUUCGUGCCUUGGUUGGCGAGAACAUCAGGUUCUUGCAUUCCAACGAGCACGAGGCACUCUAUGCAUGCGAAGAAAACGGGUAUGAUAUCAUCGUCUCCAUUGACUUUUUAAACUUGAAACCCAAGGCCAAGAAGGCAACCGCAGCUUAG
This is a messenger RNA of Australozyma saopauloensis, 4224 nucleotides long. It is a transcript of the gene ROM2, whose product is annotated as Rho family guanine nucleotide exchange factor. Gene Ontology annotation, biological process: intracellular signal transduction. The transcript has a single exon. NCBI's taxonomy places the organism in Eukaryota, Fungi, Ascomycota, Pichiomycetes, Serinales, Metschnikowiaceae. The coding region runs from base 1 to 4224 and encodes 1407 amino acids. Gene Ontology annotation, molecular function: guanyl-nucleotide exchange factor activity. The record is from RefSeq and is a predicted model, not a curated record.